UGGGCCCGGAGCCCGCCCCAAUGUCUUGCCGCUUGUCAAGUGGACCAUUCUCCGACCAAGUACUGGAUCUCGUCAAGGCCAUUUAUUGUUCUAUCAUAUAAUAUUUAUCGCAUUUGUUCGUAUUGUGAGCGUUCUCCAUCGGACGUAUUCUGUUAUUCUCAUGCCGGGAAGCUCAUUGGGUAGCUGUGACGUACGUCAUUUGUCUUGGCAUGGCGUGAAUGGUUGACAACCGUCGAUUUGCAUUUUGGCGUCGGUGAGAGUCAUUUCCAUCCAUGAUGCAAGUUAAUUGUGGCGCCGUCUUGUCCGUUAUCGCCUAACAGCGAUUGUGUUGUCUUCAUGGCUCCAAUAACGAUAAAGGCGUUUAUUAAACACGUCCGUCGGUUCCCGUGGGUAACCAAUGUUACGUUGUACGGUUGCCUGUUCGCGGGAGGGGACUUUGUUCACCAGUGGUUUUCUCAACGGGACAAAAUGGACUGGAGCCAUACACGGAACGUGGCCGUGGUCGCGUUCAGUUUCCAUGGCAACUUCAAUUUCUUCUGGAUGCGCUUUCUGGAGCGCAGAUUCCCGGGGAAUUCCGCCGCGAUGGUGGCGAGGAAGCUGUUCCUGGAUCAGACCGCGGCUGCGCCCUUGGCCACCAGCGUCUUCUACACGGGUGUCAGUUUCUUAGAGGGCAAAGACGAUAUCAUGGAAGACUGGAGAGACAAAUUCCUGAACACUUACAAGACUGGGCUAAUGUUCUGGCCCUUCAUGCAGUUUCUAAACUUUGCCUUGGUGCCGCCGUACGUGCGGACUACCUUCAGUGGCUGCUGUGCCUUCAUCUGGGCCACUUUCUUGUGUUUCUCGCGUCAGAGUGGCGACGGCACCGCUGGUGCUGCGCUCGCGUGGCUGUUCCCCUCCAAAGAGGACGGAAUCGAGAAGACAGACGAGGUGAAAAGUAAAGUACUUGCUUCUCAAGAUGCAGUGGUAAAUCCUUCUUCCAAACAUAACCGCACCACCGACGAACACUAUCACACCUCUGACCCCCCUGCAUUGACCAUCAUUCAUGAACAGGAUAAUCAGGCCGCUUUCUGGGCGAACAUGGAAAUGAAGAAGUCUUUUUCAGACACGGAGCGUGCACUCAGGAACUACGGCGCCGUGUCGCAAACGGCGUGGACGACGGACAAAGGUCACUGCGAUGUGUCCAUGGCCGAGAGCACCAUGUGUCCAGAGGAGAUUGAGAUGGAGAUGGCUCGGAUCCAGCGCCUUAGGGAGGUCCUAGUGCGUCGGGAGUCCGAGCUGCGCUUCAUGAUGGAUGACAUCCAGCUGUGCAAAGACAUCAUGAGUUUAAAGCAAGAGUUGAGACAAAUUGUUGCAGUACCAGAGAAAGACAAAAGCAAUAAUGACAAACAGCAUGAAGAGGAGCUAAUCCUGAAGAUCCAUAAACUGGUGCAGAAGAGGGAUUUCUUGGUGGAUGACGCAGAGGUGGAGCGAUUAAGAGAGCAGGAGGAGGACAAGGAGAUGGAAGAGUUCCUCAGGCUGAAACUGAUACCAAUGGAGAAGAAGCUCAAAGUCAGACUAAAUCCUCCAAAGCCCAAACGACAACUCCUGGAGCCGCCGCCUAACAAACCCUUCAUCACUAAAUUAGAUGUGGCCAUCAUCAAGGACUGCUGUGGCGCCACCCAGUGUUCCAUCAUGUAAUUGGCAGAGCGAUUCAAUGCCCUCCCCCCACACCCAAAUUCUGCAAACAUUUACUUCCUGUGAAUCAGAGAACCUCUUCAGCUUUGUGUUCCACUCGAAGGCGUCAUGUUUUCAAUGAAAGUACAAAAUAUCAGGGAGGAAAGCGUUUGUCUUUUGGAGUUCGUUGGGUACACAGUAAUCCCCUGUAUAUUCGCGGUUCACUACUGACAAAGUCACAUUCACAUUGUGUGUGUGGAAUAAAAUUUAAAAAAAUAAAAUAAAAGCCCUGUCUAAAUAGGAAAGUAGGACGUGUAUCACAUAAGGACGUUGUUGAAGUGAUACAUCUCUACAGAGGGACCAGCUUUUAUGCUUUCAUGUUGGGGAGGAGCUAAGUUUAUCUUCGGCUAUUCGUGGACGUUAUGAGGGUCUUCGCCAAAAUCAAAUUGUGAAAGUUAUUUAUAAAAGGUAAUGCCUGAUGAAUGUGAAAUUAUAUUAAAAUGCUUUGGUAUCA
Phyllopteryx taeniolatus (common seadragon) is the source of this 2167-nucleotide messenger RNA. RefSeq lists its product as uncharacterized. The record is from RefSeq and is a predicted model, not a curated record. Gene Ontology annotation, cellular component: microtubule cytoskeleton; membrane. The coding region runs from base 337 to 1677 and encodes 446 amino acids. Gene Ontology annotation, biological process: negative regulation of microtubule depolymerization. NCBI's taxonomy places the organism in Eukaryota, Metazoa, Chordata, Actinopteri, Syngnathiformes, Syngnathidae. The transcript is spliced from 11 exons.